AUGGCUUGUCAAUAUAGACCCCAUGGUGAUUCUGACUGGAUCUCUUUAUUGACCAAAGAUCCUCAAUGUCCCAUACCAUCUACAUGGGUGGUCAAACUCUCCUGUACAUUUGUUGGGGAUCUCAGAGAUACCAUAUCGUGCACUGGCAUAAUCAUUAAUAGUGCCUAUGGUCUGAGCUGGGACAUGGAUGUGCUAAUGUUUGAACACUUUAAGGUCCCAAUCUGGGUGUAUUGGCCUUCUACUAUACAACAGAAAUUGCUGCAGCAACUUAGACUCUGGGCAACUUGGAGGUCAAUGAUCAGUGGAGCGUCAAGUUGGGAUAGGGCACUCAGUCAAACAAUCUAUGGGGUGCUCAGUCAAACAAUCCAUGAGAACAAGGAGAAGGAGAUGAAGGAAACACCCUCUCAAUAUACAAUUCAGGUGUUUGAAUGGCAAGCUGAUGAUGAUGAUGAUGAUGAUGAUGAUGAUGAGGAUGGAUUCUUAUUGCACUACCCUGUCAUGAAGGCUUGCAUAGAGGGAAUCUGGAGAGACUACAAUAAAGAUACUAGGAUCUUUGAUUCCUUCUCCAACUAUGACAAUCAGGAAGAUGAAGACAACAUCAUGCCUCUGCUCCCUAUAACUGCUCCCUCUGAACUCCCAUCCCCCACCCCUUCUAGUUUCUCAGAAGACAUAUACAAAUACUUUGGCAAUGAGGUUUCACUUGCAUUGAGACAUGCAAGUAUUGAAGCCCAGUUAAAACCCACAACAGGCUCAGCCAUGCUGAGUCACAGAAAUCCAGAGGGGAACCAGGCAUAUCCACAUGAAGUUCUACCCACAACUUCAACCUGUGGCUCUGCAAAGCCCCUGGACUCCAACAAAGAAGUGCUGUUAGAAGAUGUCUAUGCCAGUGUCAAGCAAGAAGACCUCCCACACAUAAUGUUGGAUUAUCAGAUGAGUUGCCAGUGUCUUGGAAAAUGCAUUUUGGACAUCAAAGAAUUCUUGGACAUUUACAAACAUAAUCAAUGCACCUUGAGUUACUACUUAACGAUGAUGGUCCACCACCACCACCACCUUGAUGUGGACUCCACCAUGACAAAGGCUACUAAGAAGAACUUGAAGAAGGACCUGAGUGCAGCCAAGAAGCCAAAUGGCCGAGCGACUCCAAAGAAACUCGACAAAAAGAAGAAGAAGAAGUAUCAAGAUAGAGUUGCACUCAUUAAGACAGCAAAAGCCUGUGCUGUUGCCUCACCCAUUGUAGGGACCAGUGUAACAGGGACACUAGAUGAAAUACCAACAUUAUUCUAGUUAUUUUCUUGAUCCCUUCCGGUUCAUGCUAUUUGUUUCUUAUGUUUUUAUUGUAACUGUUACUACAAGCUGUUGUUCUUGUUGUUAUUGUUGUUUGUG
Molecule: messenger RNA, 1383 nt
Organism: Suillus fuscotomentosus
Lineage: Eukaryota; Fungi; Basidiomycota; Agaricomycetes; Boletales; Suillaceae
Exons: 10
Coding region: 1-1284 (427 amino acids)
Source: RefSeq, a predicted model, not a curated record